GGAGGAGCCUGCCCGGGCAGGAGCUCCGCCCGGCGAGGGGCUCCCGCUCGCCUGCCAGCGGGUGGCGGACCUGCUGCGAGAGCCGCCUCUUCUCGCCCGGAACAGGUCUGCCGCGGGCCUAGAAACGGGCUGAAAGUCGCUUAGCCGAUGCGCUUCGACGGAUGCGCCCGCAGGGUAGGGAGGGCAGCGGUGCGCCUGGAGAAAGACUGCUGGCAGGGGCAUGCACCGGAAGAGUUUUGCCUUUUAAGUCAAAAGGCUGUUUGGCAUCGGGGCAAAUAACGAGCACCAACUUGAUUAAAAUAUUGGGGUUGGGGCAGGUAGGUCCUAUCCCGCACAACUGAUCACAAGACAUGGCACGCGCACACUAUUUGAAUAGCAGUGCCCAUCAACUUUGGGGGACCCCAGUUGGCUCCUGCGAUGGGCGCAAAGUUCUGGUGUUAUGAAAAAGGGACAAAAAGUUUUCUCUAUCCACUUUCUGAGCUUUCCUGAGGAGAGCAUUCCAGAGAGAAAGAUGGUGUUCACCACCUAGUUCACUUAGGACAGUGAGCACAUGAGGUGAGGAGGCUCUGAAGACGGGCAGGGUCCUGUAGAGAGUAGAUCCUGGAUCUACAGAAAGUAGAUGCCAUUGUGGUGCUGGAAAGCAAGCAAGCAAACAAGCAGACAAACAGACAGACAGACACUCCUCAAGACAAGCAACCCAUUCUUUACCACUAGACCCCUACUGUUACUUGAAGAAAAGCCUCUUUGCAUAGGUAAUGUUGUUUAUUAUCACCACUGUAUAAUAAAUAUUUAAUUUACUACAUAAGUAGUGUAUCUUCUAAACUGGGCAAUUUUGCCCCAAAAUCCGGGGGGGGGGUUAAAGCAUUGGUGGCAUAAUAAAGGUGCCUCGGAGUGUGUUCUGGGUGUUCUGUGCAUGCUUAGGGGGUAAUAAGGAACCUGAGAAGUGCAAAGGAUAAUUCUCGUACGUAUUGCGAAAAUUGUGGGUUUUGUAGGUGCAUAAGCAUAUUUGCUAUGGGCUUGCAUAUGUGUGUUACAUGUAAGACUAAGCCUGCACACACCAAACAUUACGCAUGACUUCUCACAAAGAAUCCUGGGAACUGUAGUUUACUCCUUGCAAAGCUUCAGUUCCCAGCACCCUUAACAAACCAGUUUCCAGGAUUCCUUGGGGGAAACUAUAUUUUUUAAAUGUAUAUUGUUUAUGCAGCGAAAAAGUACGCUACCACCCGCAAAAUACCCUUUGAUACUUUUGUGCUCUCCUCCCAAAUAUUCUCAUGUAGCACCCCCACUGCAAGGGGACCAGCCUGCGAUAUCCUUGCUCAGAGGAGCAUAAUGCUGAUGUGGUGAGCCAGUGCAAAAUUAGGCUUGCCAUACGUCAGGAAAAAUCCUGACAUGUCCUGGUUUUAGGGUGUAAAAAUGGUGGGAAUUUUGCCGAUUCGGCAAAAUCUCAGGGGAAACCUAGAUGUAUGGCAACGCGAUGGAAAAACCAGCGGAAACAGUUUCAAAAGCUCAACAAUUUUACUUUUUGAAAUAUGGCAACCCUAGCAAAAUCCUUAACAACCAAGGCCCCAAAGGGUCUUUCGGAGCGUCUUGCGAGCCCAAAGGUCGCGCUCGGGAAAAGCGACGAGCCUCCCUGCGCGCUGCCGGCCAAUGGCAAAGCAGACGGUGAGCGCUGCUGGCAACAGCUCCGCCCACUUCUGACAUCAUCUGCCCCGGCUCCGGUGCUCUAACUCAUCCGGUUCUGCCGUGCCCGCUCUCUAUUCUUCCCGACCGGGCGGUGCUCCCUAGAGGAAAGGUUCCGGCCCAGCCAUGGCCGCCUCGGCACCCUCCCCGGCAACCUCGGAGCCAGCGGCGAAGCCGCUACAGGGCGCCAUGAAGCUGGCCAGGGGCGCCCUCGAGCUGGACGCCGGAGACCGGCCGCGGGUGAGAGGGGAUGGGGGAGGGGCGGCGAAAAGCUCCCCUCCGGCUUUAAAGGAGAGGGGAUGUUUUGCUCGGGUCGGAGUACGUGUGAAUGCGCAUUCCGUGUUAGCUGCUGCCGGGGGUUUGGCAUGGCUUUGAAGAGAGGGGAGGGGUUGAGGUGCCUUUGGAUUCCCCAGGCCCCUCUCUGCCCGACGUCCACGGGCCCGGGCGGGGUGGGGCUCUUUCCUCUGCGGCGGACAAAGACCCUGCGGGGCAUCCCGCUCCUUCUGCGCCAGCGGCCCAUCCAGUGGUCAGCGCUGCCCAGCUCCCCACUUUCCUCGGCCUUGGCGUCCGGCCCCCUACCCUUGCUUUGGAAGCGCCCUUGCACACGCCUCGCAUCGCUUCAAGCUCCGUAUUGCAAAUGCCGUCUGCGUCCGUUGCUUUGUUCCACGACUAGAUUGCUGUCUUUAAAAAACAAACACAAAAACGAUUAUUCAUGUGGUGCCUUCAGUGGGUUUCCUUUACUGGUUUCCUUAGGAGGAUUUAAAUGCACCAGGCUGGUGCCCUCCAGAUGUUUUGGACUACAACUCCCAUCAGCCCUUGUUAGGGGCUGAUGGGAGCUGUAGUUCAUAAGACGAUCCUGCUGGAUCAGACCAAUGACCCAUCUAGUCCAGCAUCCUGUGGCCAACCAGAUGCCUGUGGGAAAGCAGGGCCUGAGUGCAAGAACACUCUCAGCAAAGUGUUUUCUAGCAACUAGUAUUCAAGAGCAUAGCUGCCUCCAACCGUGGAAUUCAAAACAUCUGGAGGGUACCAUGUUGGAUCAAGCUAGGCCUUGCCCUUUCACGAACACUCAUUUAUUUGGCUUCAAGUUAGGAUUAGAGCCUGCCACACUCCUUUCAGAGAGUAGCAUUUCUUUGUGGCCAACUUUUCAGGGGUUGCAUGUCAGGGGUGGGCAUGGCCAGAGGCAAAACUGAGCAGAGCAAGAGAUGUGGUGUCAUUACAUUAAAUGUUCCUGUAAAUAGCCAAUUGCCAAGAAAAGCCGACAUGGCCACAUUUUAUUUCAAAAAAGGAAUCAUAGAAUCAUAGAAUCAUAGAGUUGGAAGAGACCACAAGGGCCAUCGAGUCCAACCCCCUGCCAAGCAGGAAACACCAUCAGAGCACUCCUGACAUAUGGUUGUCAAGCCUCUGCUUAAAGACCUCCAAAGAAGGAGACUCCACCACACUCCUUGGCAGCAAAUUCCACUGUCGAACAGCUCUUACUGUCAGGAAGUUCUUCCUAAUGUUUAGGUGGAAACUUCCUCCAAAUGGGAUUGGUAAAAAGAAAUUUGAAAGGCAAAGUCAAGAGAUUCAAAUCAUUCCAAAAUGCUUGGGAGAUGUUUAAAAACAUAAUAUUAGAAAUUCCACUGGAGUGUAUACUGCAGAUCAGGAAGGUACCACGAGGUCCAAGAAGAUCCCAGUGCUGUUAGAGGCAAGGAGGCUUCCUUAAAAAAGUGGAAGUCUUGUCCAAAUGAAGGGAACAAAAAAAAAGCACAAACAUUUGCACAAAAAGUGCCUGCAGACAGCAAGGAAUGCUAAAAAUAUAUAUUGAGCACAUUGCUAAAAACAUUAAGACAACUACAAAGUAGCUCUUUAAAUGUAUUAGUAGCAGGAGUCUUUCUUGGCAGCUGGUUGGUCCCUUUGGCACUCGAGGGAGUCAAAGGUGUGCUAAAGGAGAAGAAAUUGCAGAGAAAGCAAAUGAGUUAUGUGGGUCUUGUCUUCACUAUGGAAGAUACAGGGCAGACCCCUUGGCCUGAACUAACUUCUGCAAGAGGGGAGUAUGAGAAACUGAGGCAGAUACCGGUGACAAGAGAUGAACUUGUAGGCCUAAGAGACAAAAUAAAAACUAUUGUGUUUGAAUCCUGCUUGCAGGUUUCCAUAGGCAUCUGGUUGGCCACUGUGAGGAUCGGAUGCUAGUCUAGAUGGAUCUUUGGCCUGAUCCAGCAGGCUCUUCUUAUAUUAUUAUCCCCUGCUCUAUAGCACCCCAAGUGGCAAUAUUUUCAGGGCUGACAAUGCAAUUAGCACACUGCCUGAGAGAGCUGGUGCAGCAUCCUCUGGGACAGGAUUCUGACUCAUGCCUCCCAAAUUGUUGCACUCCAGCCAAGCAUCUUGGACUGGUCGUGAGGAUGGGAAGAGGAGGAGCUGUGUACCGAUAGUGGGGACUUGCCCUGCUGAACUGAAUUUCUCUCCUGUCUCCCUCUGUUUGGCAGGAAGCCUACGUGGAAUACCUGAAGAGCAUCAGCUACAUUUCCCAGGUCCUGUUGGAAGAGGCGGCAGCAGGCAAUGGUGUGUCUAGGGUUUUGCUUUGCAGCUUAAGCGGUUGCUCUCCUGGCUGGUUUAUGUUUCUCGUGGCUGGAAGGUGCCACUUCCCAAGGUGGCGAUGGGCUCGUGUGGAUUGCUGAGCCCUUAGGCUGCCUCCGUGGCUCUUAAGAAUGUGUUCUACAGGGGACUAGGAGGGCUGUUAGGAAUAAGCAAACACGUCUGGAUACUCAGGACCAUAACAAAUAUUUGUAGAGCUCAGAGAUAGCAACCAGUGUAUUUGCUUAGCGAGUUGUGAACUCUGCUGUGCCCCACCCCACCAAGUUUUCCUGCUAGUCAAUAACAUCCCUCCUCUCCUGGAUAGUGAGGCUGGCUGGACAAAACUGGGCAGAUUUCAUGGCUCCAUCUGGCAUGGAUCCUUCAGAAUGUCGAGGUGGAGGGACUCUUGAGAAGGCCCUUUGUUAAGCUGCUGUUGGCUGGAGGCACAUUGCCAAUUGCUGCAGUUCUUGAGUGUGUUUGUGGAAGGCUUUGGGGCUGCUCUUUCCUGAUGCGGUUCCUGCAAGAUGGGCCAAUCGUUGUGGAACAAGUAUGGAGAGCGUAGCCCUUCUGGCCAGAUGGGGGCAGGGAAGGUGACCUUGUGGUUGAUGAUAGCGAGCCUGAGGAUAUUUGACUUCCAAAUGUGACGGGGCUGAGGCAUUGCACUUUUUCUGUCCUUCCCUUACAGCGGAUGGAAACGACAUGACACCCGACACUCCCAAGAUGCUGAAAGUGGCAGAGCAGUGCCUGGAAAGAGCCAAAAGCAGCAUUGCCAAAAUCGGUGAGAGGUGUUCCUCUCUCUCUCUCUUGCUUCAUUUCUGUUAUUAAUUUUGUUGUUGUUAAAAUGUGAUUUUGGGCUGAAAUUCCAGGAUGAAAGCUAAGGAGGGAGCUGCAUGUUUAAUAUUCACAUUAGUGAAUUGUUUAUAAAUCGCAUAACAAGUUAUAACAGCUCAUCGCAAAUCCUUCCAGGGAUGGGCCAGGGAGGCUUUGUGGUUCUUUGCUUUGCCCAACGCUGUGCUGUUGUCUUUUCUCCCCGACACCAGGGAAAACUAAGCUGAAGCUGGCAGCAGCGGAGAGGAUUUUGGGCCCUGCUCCUGUCUCCCGCCACCGCAGGGUCUUCUCGGAUGAAGGUGGGAAGCUGUCGCCUUUCCUGCCUCCCGAGAUGUUCCAGAAGCUGCAAAUUACAGAAGUGCAGUGUGCGAAAAAGUAAGGGGAGCCUUCUUGGUGUGCUGGUGGCUUGACUUCGGGGGUAAGGGAAGGGUGGCGGCUGAAGCUCCCAGCCUUCUGCUGGAGGUUCCUGGGAUAACCAGUUCUGGGCUGAGAGUUUCCUCUGUUUCUGCUGACCCUUUGAAGCAUUUCUGCUUCCUGUGCAGGGAGCUCACCCCUCUGGAGGAGGCAUCGCUGCAGAACCAGAAGCUAAAGGCCACCUACGAGGCUCGGCUGGCCCGCCUCAACCCCAGUCAAACCAUGCAGAAGACAUCGCUGGCAAGUGGAGUGCAGUGGGUGGCCUGGAGGAUGGGUCCCAAUAGGGCUGAGUACAACACCCCACCCCACCAUCCUGAUCUGGGGCCAAGUUGACCCACAUCUGGGCCCUGAAUUGAUUUGGGCGUCAGCCCAUAUGCUUAAUUAAACAUGUGGUUGGAAGGAGGAAAAAGGCGCUUCCUUCGGUCCUGCUGGGGGCUGCGGGGAAUGCGUUGGCAAAGCAAAUCUUGAAGGGGUGUCCUGCCUCUCCUCCCUGCUCCCCACUGCCCAACUGCUUGCUUUUCAAGAGCCCUGGGAAUUUUGGGAGUGGGGACCUCCUUGCACAGCCUUGAAAAUGUGGCACUGGGUUGGUGGUGGAAGCGGAAGUUGCAGCUCCUCUUCCUGGCUGAUCCCUAAGUGCAGCAGAAUGCAGAGCAGACCCCUACAUUGUUCGUCUGGCUCCCCCGCUCUGACCAUGGCUGUGGGCUGCUCCCCUGGAGGUGCUUAGUUGCCUUCUGGUACCCAGCAGGCUGUGCCUCUGCCAUCUCCUGUUUUUUAAGAAGCUAAUUUCAAGGGAACGAACCACCUGCCACCAUAGCAAUUUCCUAACAGUAGUGAUGGUGGUGCAGUUGUGCAUAAUGAGUACACAACACCAUCCAUUGACAAAUUGUACCAGCAGUGACAACAUGCAUGUGAAGCUCCAGGCUACAGAGGUGGGGGAUUUGGGGCCCCCACAGCUUCUAUGGUUGCUUUGUGGAGGAAAUGUUUUUGGUGUCCUUGUCCUUCUUCUUUCCCCACUCCUGGUCCAAACAGUUCUGUGAAGUGUAGCCUCAGUGCCAUUUCUUUACCCUACAGACGCUUUCCCUUCAGCGCCAGAUGAUGGAGAACUUGGUGAUUGCAAAAGCGCGAGAAGAGACAGUAUCCUUUUCUGGGGAAGAUGCUUAAUUGCUCUUCAACCAUCCUUGGAGGUGGCCAACUCAGGGGGCCAUAACAGUAAGAAGUUUGGCAGGGACAGUUCCUUGCAGGUUCUCAGAUCUGUGAAUGGGAUUAAAUCAUACCUGUCUAAUUUUUCAGGGGUAGCCAACCCUGAUUCCCUCCAGGUGUUGACUACAACUCUUGUAGAAACAGAUGACUGACAGCAGUGGUUCUCCAGGAUUUCAGGCAGGAAGACUCUCCCAGCCCUACCUGGAGAAGCCAGUGGGAAUUAAACCUGGGACACCUUCUGCAUGCAAAGAUGCAUUGCCUCCCUCAUCACUCCUAACUGCUGUCCGUGUUGGCUGGAGCUGAGCCCACAAUACAUGGAGGGCACUGUCUAGAUUUCCCCUGCCCUAGUUAUUCAGGGGCUCUACUCUGAGUGAAGGUCUGGGUCUUUGUGCGGGAGUUGAUGGUUAUUACUGGGAGAUCAGCUUUUGUGUCUCUGCUUUACUGAGAUUGUCAAGGUGGGAGAAGAAUGCUGGCAAACUGGAAUGCCUCCAGGAGUCAGCUGCAGGGCAAAUUGUAAAAUGACAACUAGCUGGAGAAGUCUGGGUGCAGAGAAGGAGGAGGUGGCUGUUACUGGGCCUAAGGGUGCGCAGAAUAGUCCGGGCCUUGAAAAGGGAAUUAGGAAGGUGAGCCACUUCUUGAGCAGAAUGGCCAGAGACUAAGCCAGGAAGCAGGGCUGACCUGCUCUCGCCAACUUGGUGCCCUUCAGCUGCUUUGGACUACAACUCACAUGAAGCCUGAGGUCAUGGACGCCACAGCACUGUUGGGAUCGGGGAAGGGAGGAAGGGGAAGGAAAGGGUAGAGAGCUGAAUUGUGGGAAACUGGGUUGGAGAAAGCAGGAACCUUCCCUUUCCACCCCGAUUUCAGUCACAUUGGAACAGAGAGCAGGGAUGCCAUCUCUUCCCUCUUGACCUUCCUGCGAAGCAGAGAGCCUCAGUGGAAGCUGGGAAGGGCUUUAAUCAGCCAAGGGAGGGGGCAGAAUGACUGAACAGGAGUCAGAACCAGGCCCCUCCUUCGCAGAUGAGAGCAGACCCAGCUGCCCCUCGGAGCAUGCACUUGCAGUCUUGACCUUCCCUUGAGGCGAGAGCAUCUCCUGAGUGCGCAUGCCACAUCUUGGCUUUAAAAGUGUGGCAAGAGGGGCGGGCAAACUUGUUGGGACAUCUUUGUUGCUUACACUUGCUGCUGAACUUCUUGCCUUGCUCCUGAACUCCUGAAUCAUUACUUAUGAGCCCUCAUUCUCCUGAUGAACCUUUCCCGCCACCUGCCUGAACAAAGCUCUCUUUCUUACGUUCAGGGAAAAACCUCUGCCUGCAUAUGUUGUGGGGGAGCCAGGUUGCCCAGCUAGCAUGGCCGUACAAUUACAGGCCUGAUGGGAGUUGUAGUCCAAAACAGCUGGAGGGCACCAAAGGCUGGCCAAAUCUAGUGUCACAUCUCCCGCAGUGAGCCAGGCAGAUGCCUCUGGGAAGAUCACAGUCGGGACCCAGAGGCAGCAGCCUCGCCUGUUUCUUUGUGUAGAGCGGUGGACUAGUAAUCUGGUGAACCGGGUUCGAUUCCCCGCUCCUCCACAUGCAGCUUCUGGGUGACCUUGGGCCAGUCACACUUCUCUGAAGUCUCUCAGCCUCACUCACCUCACAGAGUGUUUGUUGUGGGGGAGGAAGGGAAAGGGGAUUGUUAGCCACUUUGAGACUCCUUCGGGUAGUGAUAAAGUGGGAUAUCAAAUCCAAACUCUUCUUCUUCUUCGUACCCAGCAACUGAGAUUUAGUGGUUCUGACCCUGUAGGUCAAAUCCCACCCUUCUGUUAAUAACCAGGGACAGACCAUCACAUUCUCCUCCAUGGAUUUGUCUUGCUAGCGGGUUGCAAUCCUCUGCCCCUGAUCUUCUUUUUUUAAAACUGAAAGCAGUUGGACAAUCCUGCCAUUGUCCUCAUGUCUUUCCCUGCCCCCUGUUCCAGGCUAGGCACGCACACUACACCCAGACUCCCCUCCUUGGAUUUACCCCCAACACUGUUUCCUUCUCUUGGUAGACUUUGGAAUUCCCCCUUCCCCCGCACCUUGUAGGGAUGUCUGUGAGGUUAUAUGCUGGUGGCUGGGCUCCUCUCUUCCUCUCCAGUGGCUCCCUUCCCCCCCAACUGACCAGGAGGACUGGAGUUACUGGAUGCCUCCUAUGUUUACCUGCCCAUGAGCUUGUGAUGCUUGCAAAUGGAGGAAGAGACCCCUUGUUGGCCUCUGGGGAGAUGUGGUCACUCUGGCAGAGGCGGAGGAAGAGGGAGUGUUGCAUUGUGAAACCUUAACUCUGCUUCCCUCCAGCUCCAGAGGAAGAUGGAGGAGCGCCGGCUGAGGCUGCAGGAAGCGGCCAACAGGUGAGUCUGUCCUGUGGGGGCCAAGCAAAGCCUCCUUGUGCCCCUAGAUCGUGGCUUGGAAAGGGAGGCCUGGGUGCUCUGCUCCCCCACUGACCCCGAGCCUUGUGCUUGCAUCUCCUUAGGAGGUUUUCAAGCAAUGCGGUGCUGACCCCAGAAGAGCAGGAGCAGAGGGCCAUUUACGCCGCGAUCCUGGAGUACGAGCAGGACCAUGUACGUGCGAGGCCAGCGAUGGGUGGUGUAGUUGGUUGUGACAGCGCAAAACCGAGUGUCCUCUACCUGGUGCCUCUCAAGGUCCAGCUCUGAAAGGAUGUGGUCCUUUACUGGAAAGGGCAGGGGUGACAGAGAGCCACCGUGGGGGGCCUGAGUCUGGAAAUGGGGCGGAGAGGCUAAAUCCACCCAGCAUUCUUGGUUGUGCUUGGGGGAUUUAAAGGGGAGAGCUGCAGCUUGGCUGGAGAGCAUGUGCUUGGCAUGCAGAAGGGUCCAGGUUCAGCUCCUGGGGUUGUAUUUGGGGCUGGGAAAGGACCCGCUGCCUGGGAAAACCUGGAGAGCUGUUUCCGGUUAGUGUUGGGUUGACUUGGCCAAAGCAUCUUCCUGUGCUCUGCGCUAAGCCUUCUCUUUGCAAAUCCAGAAUCAUAACAGGAAGGGAAUCUAAGGUCCCUUAAUGGGAAGUCUCCCCCCUCGCCCUGGCUGAAGGCUAGACUACUUAUCCCCUUGCCUAGGUGGGUCAGGCCCCGAGGGACAUCCCCCCAAACACACACACAGCAGGGGGGGGGGGAAUGGAGCCGUCAACCAGCACCAUGUUUGCAGCUUUCGGUGUUUGCCAGAUGGGAAUUGGGGACUGUUCUGCAAGUGGAAAGGGUGGCUGGCACAAGGCAAUGGUGUUCUCUGCUCCCACAGGAGUGGCCAAGGUUGUGGAAAGCCCAGCUGAGGAAAAGCCCCAACGAUCUGUCCCUGGUGCCCAAGCUCAUCUCCCACCUCCUCAGGUAAGGAGCAAAUGGUUGUAACCUGUGUGGGCUUUGCUAGGAGGCCUUGGGCAGGAGAAAUUACUGCAGCAUGUAAUAUGUGAGACUGCCUCUGAAGACGGUACAGAAACUUCAGUUGGUGCAGAAUUUGGUGGGCAGGUUGCUCACUGGGACAACAUGGUUUGAGCAUAGAAUGCCAAUCCUGACCCAACUACACUGGCUGCCCGUCAGUUUCCAGGCCCAAUUCAAAGUGCUGGUUUUGACCUAUAAAGCCUUAAAUGGCUCAGGACCACAAUACCUCAAGGACUACCUCUCUCCAUAUGAACCUACCCAGACCCUGAGAUCACCUUCUUAGGCCCUUCGUGUACAUCCUCUCUGAGAGGUCCAGAGGGUGGCAACACGAGAAUGGGCCUUCUCUGCAGUGGCUCCAUGCUUGUGGAAUACUCUCCUCAGGGAGACUAACCUGACAACUCCAUUACAUAUCUUUAGGUGCCAGGCAAAAACAUUCCUUUUCUCUCAGGUCUUCAGCUAAUUAAACAAUCUGUGGCCUUUUAAACUGUCUUUGGCAGGUGGGAGGGGUAUUGUUUUAUUGUUUUUGUUUGUUACUAUGUCUGUAUUCUUGUGUUUUUAUAUUGUAUUUUUGGAUGAUAGUUUUAUUAGUUUUCAAUUACAAUCCAAUAAUAGCCUCAUUGUAACAAUAUCAAUUUAUAAUAUAAUUACUAAUGCCAAUUGUUCAAAUACCGAAUUAUAUAAUUUAGAUAGGGUGGCCCCCUUCAUGCUAGAAUUGAUGAUUUGAUGAUAUUUUUUUUCUGUGUUCCAAAAUCUUAUUAAUUUCAAUUACAUUCUGGUCAUAAUAAUAAUAAUCCCUUAUACAACAACUGCAAUAUUUACAUUGUAAACUGCUCUGUGAGCCUCUGAUGAAAGGUGGUAUAGAAAUUUAAUAAAUGAUAUUUUUAAAAUGGUGGUAGAUUAUUGUGGCCCAAGCAGGGGUGGUGGCCUUGAGGUUGCCUGUGAGUGCCCUUCUCAGCAUUGCGCAUGCUCCCGCCGUAAGAUGCGGCAAGGGAAAAGCAUUCAUCAGCUGCUGGGGAACUCCCUGCCCCGUGACUGUCUUCAGACAAGUCAUUGCCUGAGCAUCUGUCAGAAGCUUUGGAAGGACUUUUCAGGAAUGACUUAUGAGGUGCAUACUUAAGUUGUUGUGUAGCCUGGAUUUUCAGUCAGCUAAUAUUUUGGCUUCUAGCACAUAAUCAGACAUCUGCUUUCCUUUUUUUUUUUUUAAAUGAUAUUUAUUAAGAAUUUUAAGAUUACAGAAAAGUCAAAGAGAAAAAAAAGAAAAAAGCAAGGAAAAAACAUCUGCUUUCCUCCCAAUAUGCCUUGCAGAAUCGUUGUGGAAGUAAACUGGGGGCACCCUGAGCUCCUUGGAGGAAAGCUGGAGAAAUAAUAAUAAUAAUAAUAAUAAUUUAUUAUUUAUACCCCACCCAUCUGGCUGGGCCUCCCCAGCCACUCUGGGCAGCUUCCAUAGAAACCAAAAAUACAGUAAAAUAUCACACGUUAAAAACUUCCCCGAACAGGGCUGCCUUAAGAUGUUUUCUGAAUGUCAGGUAGUUGUUUAUCGCUUUGACAUCUGCUGGAAGGGCGUUCCAUAGGGUGGGCGCCACUACCGAGAAGGCCCUCUGCCUGGUUCCCUGUAGCUUUGCUUCUCGCAAUGAGGGAACCGCCAGAAGGCCCUCGGCGCUGGACCUCAGUGUCCGGGCAGAACGAUGGGGGUGGAGACGCUCCUUCAGGUAUACUGGACCGAGGCCGUUUAGGGCUUUAAAGGUCAGCACCAACACUUUGAAUUGUGCUCGGAAACGUACUGGGAGCCAAUGUAGGUCUUUCAAGACCGGUGUUAUAUGGUCUCGGCGGCCGCCCCCAGUCACCAGUCUAGCUGCCGCAUUCUGGAUUAGUUGUAGUUUCCAGGUCACCUUCAAAGGUAGCCCCACGUAGAGUGCAUUGCAGUAGUCCAAGCGGGAGAUAACCAGAGCAUGCACCACUCUGGCGAGACAGUCCGCAGGCAGAUAGGGUCUCAGCCUACGUACCAGAUGGAGCUGGUAAACAGCUGCCCUGGACACAGAUUUGACCUGUGCCUCCAUGGACAGCUGUGAGUCCAAAAUGACUCCCAGGCUGCGCACCUGGUCCUUCAGGGGCACAGUUACCCCAUUCAGGACCAGGGAAUCCUCCACACCUGCCCGCCUCCUGUCCCCCAAAAACAGUACUUCUGUCUUGUCAGGAUUCACCCUCAAUCUGUUAGCCGCCAUCCAUCCUCCAACCGCCUCCAGACACUCACACAGGACCUUCACCGCCUUCACUGGUUCUGAUUUAAAAGAGAGGUAGAGCUGGGUAUCAUCCGCAUACUGAUGAACACCCAGCCCAAACCUCCUGAUGAUCUCUCCCAGCGGCUGCAUGUUAAAUGUUGAAAAGCAUGGGGAGAGGACAGAACCCUGAGGCACCCCACAAGUGAGAGCCCAGGGGUCUGAACACUCAUCCCCACCACCACUUUCUGAACACGGCCCAGGAGGAAGGAGCGGAACCACUGUAUGACAGUGCCCCCAGCUCCCAGCCCCUCAAGACGGUCCAGAAGGAUGUUAUGGUCGAUGGUAUCAAACGCCGCUGAGAGAUCCAGCAGAACUAGGAAACAGCUCUCACCUUUGUCCCUAGCCCGCCGGAGAUCAUCAACCAGUGCGACCAAGGCAGUUUCAGUCCCAUGAUGAGGCCUGAAUCCCGACUGGAAGGGAUCCAAAUGGUCCGCUUCUUCCAGGCGUGCCUGGAGUUGUUCAGCAACCGCUCGCUCAAUCACCUUGCCCAAGAAUGGAAGAUUUGAGACUGGGCGAUAGUUGGCCAUCGUGGCCGCAUCUAAAGAUGGUUUUUUAAGAAGCGGUUUAAUAACCGCCUCUUUCAGCGGGUCUGGGAAGGCUCCCUCACGGAGGGAAGCAUUCACCACCCCACGAAGCCCAUCGCCCAGUCCUUCCCGGCUAGCUUUUAUAAGCCAGGAUGGGCAAGGAUCCAGGAGACAGGUGGUUGGUUUCACUCGUCCAAGCAGCCUGUCCACAUCCUCGGAGGUAACAGAUUGGAAUUGAUCCCACUCAACUUGACUAGACAAAACUCUAGCACUCUCCCGCCCCGGCCCUGCUCCCACGGUGGAGUCUACUUCUUCCCGAAUCUGAGCGAUUUGAUCUGCAAAAAACUUUGCAAAAUCAUUGCAGGAGAACAUGUGGCCCGUACUGGGCCCCGAUGUUGCAGGUGGUUCCGCUAAAUUGUGAACCACCUGAAAAAGUCUCCUGCUGCUGUUUUCUGCAGAUGCAAUAGAGGCGGUGAAGAAAUUCUUCUUCGCCAUCGCUAUCGCCACUUGGUAGGCUCGACGUUGAGCUCUAACCUGUGUCCGGUCAGAUUCGGAAUGAGUUAUCCGCCACCGGCGCUCUAGCCGUCUCAACGAUUGUUUCAUUGCCCUCAGAUCCGUGGAAAACCACGGGGCUGUCCGGGCUCCAUGCAAUCGGAGAGGGCGCUCAGAGCCAAACAGUCAAUAGCCCUGGUUAACUCCACAUUCCAGCGGGCCACCAGGGAAUCAGCUGAAAGGCCAUCAACAUGGGAUAAAGCAUCCCCUACCACUCUCUGGAAACCAUUUGGAUCCAUUAAGUGGUGGGGGCGGACCAUCCGAAUUGGUCCCACCUCCCUGCAGAGGGGAUGGGUUGCAGAGAAGUCCAGUAAAGGCAGAGUUGUCACCACCUAACUUCUACUGAGAGUAGACCCACUGAAAUUAAUAGACCUAACACAGUAAUGCCCAUUAAUUUCAAUGGGUCCUCACUGAGCUUCACUUACAGUAGAUACAACACAAAUCAUUUUGGUUGGCUGUGCAUGCUUACUUGCUUCCAAAUGAUCUUGCCAAGCAGUGGUGGAAGAGCAUCUGUGGGGCCCUCCAGAGGUUGGUGGGCUCCCACUCCCCUCUGCCCCAGCAUCUGGCAUGGCCAAUGGUCAGGACUGAUUGGAACUGGAGUCCAGCAACAUCUGGAGGCCCCCCAGAUCUUCCCUGCCCCUGUUGUGUCAAGGGUGCUGCUGCAAAUCUCUUACACCCACAGACCCCAAACCUUUCAGGAGGCAGCUGCUGCAAAGCUUAGAUAAACGAAGGUAAGGAUGUGACCCUGCACAGACUCCCCUGAGGUCAUCCCUCCUCUCGCCUGAGGGUCUUGUGUUCAUUUUAUGCUGUCAUGAGAUCUAGGAACCUUAAACCCUUCUCGGUUAUAGUCCAUGUCAUCUCUUGGGCAGCUGACAUCUCUGCACCUGUUGGCCAAAGGUGGCCUCCUUGUUUUGUUCUGCCCCAAGAGAGUGAGAGAGAAAGUGGUGCAGCCCCCAAAGGGAAUGGGUCCGUGGGUGCAGGUCCUUCCUACCAUGAUUCUCUAACAAGUCCCUCAUUUCCUUGCCUCCAGCUUUGCGGAUCACCCCAUCUGCCAGCUGCUGCGGAAGUUGCAGUGCUCGGCCUACAGCCGCGUCUAUCCACUCGUGAGCUGGGGCAGAGCAGACUCUCGAGCCGUUGGGAAGGUCUCCCGAGGCCUUUCCCUCUCCUCCUCUCUGGACGCUGAGGCCUUCCUCUCGCCAGCCCCCGAGGGCCGGAGGCUGCGGUCCUCCCAAAGCAUGCACUCCAUGUUCUCCGUCCAGGAAAACAACAAGCUCAACCUGCGGCACAGCGUUUCCAGCAGCCCCCUCAUCGAGGACCCCAGCCUGAGCACCCCGGAGCGGAGCCUGCCUCGUGAGGAGCCAGCACCUGCCCUGGCAGAGAAGGAGAGUUCCUUCGAAGACCUGGAGCAGUUCUUGUCUGCCUCCGAAGCCUGGCCUUCAGGGCCCCUGAGAGAGCCCCAGGGCCCGCCGGCCGGGAGGAAGCUGUCAAGCCAGCAAGAGCAGCUCAAAGCAGUCGUGAAGGACAUUCACAACUCCAUUGGUGAGAGCAGCUUAAUUUGUUUGCAAGAACGAAAGAGCCUUUUGCAUUUAUUAUGGAGUAAGGCUUUUGUGCGUUAGAUGUCUGUUUCGUCCAAUGCAUGCAGUUUCAUCUCGUGUUGCGAACACAUAUUAUAUAGAUCGAGGCUGUAAAAAGCAAAGUAAGAGGGAAAUGAAACAACGAGCAAAUCAGCAGUGGUGGUUCACAAUCUGUUUUGGAUGACGCAGACAUCCUGGCAUCAGUAUGCCAGUUAACACUCGUAACUUUAAAAAAAAAAAUCCUGUCUCUUGGUUCAGGUUUAUUCUACAUUAAAAGCAGCUUACAAAAGAUUUUCACAAUAAUAACCACCACCAAGUCUUUUGCAUCGGACACAGGGCAGGCGGCCAUGGCGGGGAGGGGUGACCCCUGACCUGGUGGGGGGGAGUGCUGUGAAAGUAGUAAGGAUGUGCCAAAUCCUACAAAGUUUCAAUGGACAAGUAUGUGAGAAUUCAAAAUCGAGGAUUUGCCCUUAGCUUCACCCACCCGCUUCAUCAUGCUCUUUUGAUUUUUUAAAAAUCGAAACCAGCAAGCGAACCUUGGGACGCUAUCCCGUCUCUGCCGAGAACAUCAACAGAGCCCCGCAAGUCCUCUUCUGAAACCAUCCAAGACAGCGGGCACCAUCCCCACUUCCUGUGGUGGCAAAUUCCAUCAAUCAGCCUCCCUGCUCUGCCUAGUCUAUUGCCCUCCAGUUGUUUUGUACUAAAACUCCCAUCAGCCCCAGCAUCAUAUGACCAUACUGACAGUUGCUGAUGGGAGUCGUAGUCCAAAACAUGAAGGGCACCAAGUUGUGAAAGGCUGCUUUGAAAGAUUCAUCUUCUGUGGCUCCCUGGGCACCACCAGAAGAGGGCAGCACUGCCUCCUUGGAAUCCUUGUCCCAGAAGGCUGUAAAGUGCUGAAUCUGUACCUUUCCCCUUAAAAGGGGUUUCUUGCAGUCUUGACCACCACCAUCUCGCUUUCAUUAGCUGACUCGUCCACAGAACCUACAGUCUUAGGUGGGGGAAUAGAGAAAAAUCCACACACAUGGGCUGAAAAUGUUGGUUCACUGGUGGCUGUUGCCCAUUGGGACGGGAGGCAGGGAGACCGAUAGAAUGCCAGAGCCAGGAAGCUUCCUCCUUCUACACAGGCAAGACUUGAGAUGGAGCAGGAGAAACCUGCCAGCCAGUUCACACAGGCAGGAGCUGGCUGAGGGCAGACGGAGGUUUUUUGGGCAGUGCCCCAUAUGGUGCCCCCCAAUGUUUUGGGGUUUUUUUAGAGCUCAGCAAUAUAUAUAUAUAUAUUUAAAAUAAAAUGGAUCUGCUGCUACACAUAACAGGAUCUCAUUUCCUUGCAUUAUUCUGAUAUUUGAUAUUUGCCUUGCAAGCAGAAGGUCCCAGGUUCAAUCCCCAGUAUCAUCUCCAGCUAGGGCUGGGAGAGACCCCUGCCUGAAAUCAUGGAGAGCCAAUCAGUCUGUAGGAUACUGAGCUACAUGGACCAAUGGUCUGACUUGGUAUAAGGCAGCUUCUUGCGUUCCAGUAAUCUAAGUGAGCAGAAAGAGAACAAUGAAAUGGGAGAGUGUGGAGUGCAGUGUAAGAAAGUUCUGACUUUCCCCAUGAGUGCUGUUGUUGUUGUUGUUGUUGCUGCUGCUGCUGCUGCUGUUGCUGUUGUUGUCAUCAAGUGUCAAUUUUUAAAAGAAAAAUCAUUAUUUUUAGUGCCCCUGCUUUGCUGGUCUCCCAAGGGCAUGCUCAGUCUGCUUUAUUGGCUAAUCAAGCGUUUCCUUAAAGGACCGGCCUUCCCUGUGUUGGUUUCAUUUGCUGACCACCCUGUCAGUCCUCCUCCUGGGCUGCCUUGUGGAAGUGUCCUGCGCCAGUCGCUCUCUGGAGCCUUCCUGGCUUGCUCUGCCUGAAUCGUUUCUCUCCCCAGACAGGCUGCUCUCCCUGACUUUGCUGGCCUUUGAGGGCCUGAACACAGCGGCCUCCAAGGACCAGUGUGUGGCACGUUUGGAGGAGGCCUUCUUUGCCCCCCUCUGGGGGCCUCUCCUGGCUGUGUACAGGUAAGGGGGCCAUGCCUUUUCUGGUGGAGAUCCUUGUAGCAGGACUUUUUGCAGCACAGCAGGCGGGGCGAGAGCCACCGGUUGAAAAGCCCUGCCUUGUGGACAGUUGCUUCCACUUGGGAGGGAGGAUAUUGGGCCACCUCCCUGGUGGAGGGGCUGGUUUUGCCUGCAGUGACUUGUAUUGAUAUAUUGUUUAUUUCAUAACAUUUAUAUGGCGCUUGAUUGUAACCCUCAAAGCGGUUUACCAGAAAAGCAAUAAAACCAUAAGCGAAAAACAGCUAUUGAAAAACUUUCAGAUGGCUAUUAAAAUCAGUGCUACGCUACAGACAGAUUAAAGCAUAUGUAAACAUUCUACCUAUCUGGUUAGGCUUGUCUAAGCAAAAAUGCUUUUAGUAGGUGCCCAAAAAAAGGGUCAUACAGUGAAGGUGCCUGCCUGAUUCAAUAGGCAGGGAGUUCCAAAGUUUCUUAUGAGUGUGGAGCAGGUGUUAUGUUGUACCUGCAAUAAGUGGUGGUUCAGAUUAAAGCGGCUAAGUGGGCUUGUAUGGGGCAAGGUAUUCCCACAAGUAAACUGGUCCCGGUUAAGGGCUUUGUAUACUAACACAUUGAACUUGGUCCGGUAGCAAAUGAGCAACCAGCGUAGGUUUCUGAGCACAGGUGUUGUACACUGAAAGGGUCCUCACUCUCUCACCACUCGUGCUGUGGCAUUGUUGUCUGUGACUUAGCAGCCAGAAAGCUGUUUGCUGUUGAAUUAAGGGUAAAAUGCAUUUUCUUUGGAUCUGGGUUGGGGCCUGUGAGUUUGGGAAACCCCACAACAUCCAUUCAGGCUGUUCCUUUCUCUCCCCCUUUGCUCCCCACCCCACACACAGGAAUGUCUACAAAGCCCGGGAAUCAGCCCUUUCCAAGAUCAUGGAGCUGCAGAGAAAUACGCCCCCCUCUGAAAUGGGGAUCUCUUCUAAGCUGCUCCCCCAGGGGAACACUACCUGGGGAAUCGGAUCCUACCCGUACUGCGCCGCUGUGCAGGAGCUGAUGCUGAUUCCUCUGGGCAGCUGCCCUCAGAAGAAGCUGGAAUGCAUAGGUGAGGCUACCUGAUGCAAGUGAGGUGCUGAGCACCCAAGCACUGGAGACCUGUGCAGAAUCCAGAACCAUUGGUGCAUUAAACACUUGGCAGACUGCAUGUCUGUCUAUCUAGAGUGCUAGUGGGGAAGAAACUUAGGAACAGAGCCGGGCCUUUGGCCCAUCCAGCUUCAUGCUGUCUUACACUGACUGGCAACAGUUCUCCAGGGUUUCAGGAAGGGGAUACUCCCCCAUUGGGGGCUGAAUCUGAGCAUCACAGUGCUCUCCCCUCCUGUGGCUUCCAGCGACUGGCAUGCGGAAGCAUCACUGCCUCCAGCCAUGGAGACAGAGCACAGCUUUUGUGGCUAGUAGCCACUGAGAGCCCUCUCCUCUACGAAUCAGUCCAUUCCUCUUUUUAAAGCCAUCUAAGUUGGUGAGGGGCAUGGACCUGAUAACUGACUUUGUAUUGUGUUCCUAUGGCACCUCUCUUUAACACGCCCACUGUCUUUUGGCUGCCGUUCCCUGCAGUGCGGACGUUGCGUGUCAUCUGUGAAUGUGCUGAGGAGUACUGCGGGGGCCGGGAGGGCCGGCCCCAGCCAGCAUCGUCUGCCAUGUAAGUACUGCAGCCCAAGUCCUUCCUGUGUGGAGAAGCCCUGGGUUGGCCCUGGGUGGCAAGAGGCUUCCUCUGUCUUGGAGCCUGCCCCUUCCUCGAGGCGUGGGCUACUGCUUCUUCCUUCCUUUGCACAGGCCCUCCCCUCCCCUCCUCUGCUGUCUGGAGCUCCCGGCACUGCCAUUGACUCACUCUCGCUGGCUCCAGGCUUUCCGCUGCCCAGACACGCACCCAGCAAGGGGGCUCGGCCGUGAUGGAUGCCUUCCGACAGCGGGGCUCCCCGCUGUGCCCAGCCUGAGUGCCGGUCCCCGCGCCUGUGGACCGAGCCCGAGUCUGCCAAUUAAGGAGCUUGGAUCUGUCAGAGGGACUUAGCCCGCGAGCUGCAGAAGGGCAGUGGGGAGGGAGGGAGGGGGGAGCGGCUUCCCAGCCAAGCAGCGCUUAGCCAGGCAAAGGGGGAGGGAGAACUGUCAAAAGAAUUAAAGUGGGCGAGGGCAAGACAGCCCAAGGGCUUCAGGGGCAGAGCUCCAGGCCAGGCAGGAGGGGCCCUGACUCUUGGGACAAAUCUGCCAGGCUCCCCGCUGAGCAAGGGGAAGGAAUGCAAGGGUGUCUGGGGCCUGCCUCCAGGGAUGCUUUGUCUCGCCUGUUCCCCACAUUCCAGGGCUAGGCAAGUGGGGAGCUGCUUCCUCUCCCCUGGCCGAUUUGCGUCAGAGCACCUCCGACCACCGGCUGCUGGGGAAGGCCCUGGCAUCUGGGCAACAGCUGGCAAACUGACCAGCCUCUCUCUCUCUCUCUCCCCUACAAGAGUUACAAUUGUGCAAAAAAAAAAGUCUUCUUAGGUUGUAUGAGUAGCUUGUUUUGCCUGCCUUGGGUUGGCUUGCUUCCUUGCCCUCUUGGUCCCUCCCCUCCUCAUUUCCUUUUUUUUAUAUAUAUAAGAUAUUUAUUAGGAUUUUUUUAAAAUAUUACAAUAAAAAAUGAAAAAGAAAAAAAAUACAAAAUAAAAAUGAUUAAAAACACUCAGAUUUUCCAUUGCUUAUUUUUCUUUAGCUUGUUUCCCGGACCUCCUCAUACCUCCCUUUUUUGUAUUCCAGUUCAGUUUGUUGGUUCAGCAAAUCCUUACCCUCUUUGUUUAUCCUAAUCUUUGGUCUUAAAAUAGUAACGUUAGAUUUUUACCUCUUAACAACCCCUUUUUCAUAUUCCCUUAAAGCAUUACAGCUAGAAACCACUUAAUUUCUAUCCAACAUCGUUCUAACAUUCAUUAAUUUUACAAUAUUUCUGUAGAUAAUCUUUGAACUUCUUCCAAUCUUCUUCCACCGACUCUUCUCCCUGGUCUCGGAUUCUGCCAGUCAUUUCUGCCAGUUCCAUAUAGUCCAUCAGCUUCAUCUGCCAUUCUUCCAGAGUGGGUAGAUCUUGUGUCUUUCAAUACUUUGCAAGGAGUAUUCUUGCUGCUAUUGUGGCAUACAUAAAAAAGGUUCUAUCCUUCUUUAGCACCAAUUGACCGACUAUGCCCAGGAGAAAGGCCUCUGGUUUCUUCAAGAAGGUAUAUUUAAAUACCUUUUUCAGUUCAUUAUAUAUCAUUUCCCAGAAAGCCUUAAUCCUUGGGCACGUCCACCAAAGGUGAAAGAAUGUACCUUCAGUUUCUUUACAUUUCCAACAUUUGUUAUCGGGCAAAUGAUAAAUUUUUGCAAGCUUGACUGGGGUCAUGUACCACCUGUAAAUCAUUUUCAUAAUAUUCUCUCUUAGGGCAUUACAUGCCGUAAACUUCAUACCUGUGGUCCAUAACUGUUCCCAGUCAGCCAAUCAUUAUGUUAUGACCAACAUCUUGUGCCCAUUUAAUCAUAACAGAUUUCACCGUCUCAUCCUGAGUAUUCCAUUUCAACAGCAAGUUAUACAUCUUUGACAAAAUCUUAGUUUUGGGUUCUAAUAGUUCUGUUUCUAAUUUUGAUUUUUCCACCUGGAAACCAAUUUUCUUAUCCAGAUUAUAUGCCUCCAUUAUCUGAUAAUAAUGAAGCCAGUCUCGCACUUUGUUUUUUAAUUUCUCAAAACUCUGCAAUUUCAAUCUAUCUCCAUCUUGUUCCAAAAUUUCCCAAUAUUUCGGCCAUUUGGCCUCCAUAUUGAGCUUUUUCAGAGCUUUUGCUUCCAUCGGUGACAGCCACCUUGGGGUUUGUUUUCCAAUAAGUCCUUAUAUCUUAUCCGAACAUUAAACAAUGCUUUCCUGACAAUAUGGUUUUUAAAUGCUUUAUGCGCUUUGACCUUAUCAUACCACAGAUAUGCAUGCCAUCCAAAUACAUUGUUAAAACCUUCUAAAUCCAAAAUGUCAGUGUUUUCAAGAAGCAACCUCUCUUUCAACCAGCAGAAAGCUGCUGAUUCAUAGUAAAGUUUAAAGUCUGGCAGGGCAAAUCCACCUCUUUCCUUUGCAUCUGUUAAUAUUUUAAAUUUUAUUCUAGGCUUCUUGCCCUGCCAGACAAAUUUAGAAACAUCUCUCUGCCACCUCUUGAAACAGUCCAUUUUGUCCACAAUUUGCAAUGUUUGAAACAAAAACAACAUUCUAGGCAAUACAUUCAUUUUUACCGCAGCAAUACGGCCCAGCAGUGAAAGCUUCAAAUUUGACCAAAUUUCCAAAUCUUUUUUCACUUCAGCCCAGCAUUUUUCAUAGUUGUCUCUAAAUAAAUUCCCAUUUUUUGCUGUCAUGUUAAUCCCCAAAUAUUUAACUUUCUUAACCACUGUUAAACCUGUCUCAUUCUGAAACCUCUCUCCAUUGGUGUUAAAUUUUUCUCUAAAACCUUGGUCUUUAACUUAUUCAACUUAAAUCCUGCAACUUGACCAAAUUCUUGAAUCAGUUCUAAAACUCUUUUGGUACUAGAUUCUGGCUCCUGUAACGUCAAUACUAAGUCAUCUGCAAAUGCUCUCAGUUUGUACUGUUUGGCUCCGACCUGUAUACCUUUAACCAACCGGUCCCUUCUAAUCAUGUUCAGCAGAACCUCCAGGACCGAUAUAAAAAGCAGUGGGGAAAUUGGGCAACCUUGUCUUGUCCCUUUUUCUAUCCUAAAUUCUUCCGUCACCACAUUAUUUACAAUUAGUUUAGCCUUUUGUUCUGAAUAAAUUGCACUUAUACCGUUUUCAAAACCUUGGCCUACCCCCAUCCCCUGUAGGUUCUUCUUCAUAAAACUCCAAGAGAUAUUAUCAAAAGCUUUCUCCGCGUCCACAAAUAUCAAAACAGCUUUGGUAUUUAUGUUCACUUCUAAUUUUUCCAAAAUAUCAAUUAUAUUCCUCAAAUUAUCGGACAAGUGUCUUCCCGGGAGAAAGCCCGCUUGGUCUUUAUGAAUCUCUUCCAUCAAUACUUUUUUCAAUCUCUUGGCCAAAAUGUCUGCAAAAAUUUUGUAAUCCACAUUAAGUAACGAUAUGGGGUGGUAGUUCUUAAGCUGAGUCUUUUCAGUCUCUGUCUUCGGUAUAAGUGUAAUGUACGCCUCUUUCCAAGACUCUGGUGCCCUUUUCCCUUCCAAUAUUUCAUUGCAGACUUCCUUUAAAGGUUGUAAUAGCCACUCUUUCAAAGAUCUAUAAUAUCUAGAAGUCAGCCCAUCCGGUCCUGGAGAUUUGCCUAAUUGCAUGUUUUGAAUGGCACCUUCUACUUCCUGUUCAGAUAUUUUGUAGUUCAGCAUUAAUUUACUUUCUUGGGAUAUUUUUUGUAAGCCAUUUGUCUUCAGAAAUCGGUCUAUAUCCAUUUCCUUCUGUGGCCCUUGUGUAUAUAGUUGUUUCAAAUACCUCUGGAAACAAUUUCUAAUCUCAGUUGGGUUAUGUAUAUUCUUUCCUUCCACUUCUAAGUUUGUAAUAGUAUUUAAUUUUUGUCUUUUUUUCAUUUGCCAGGCCAGCAAUUUCCCACAUUUGUUAGCUGAUUCAAGUGUUUUUUUGUCUCAUUUGUUUAAUUUUCCAUUCUAUUUCCUGAUUCAUCAUUUCCAUAUAUUGUAUUUGAUAUAACUUUAUUUCUCUCAAAAUCUCCUGCGACUUUGGUUUUGCUCUCAAUUUCUUUUCACUUUCUUUUAUUUUCCCCAAAAUUUUAUCUUUCUUCUCAUUUUGACUUCUCUUCUUUAUUGCAUUCUGUUGUAUCAGAAACCCUCUCAUGACAGCUUUACUUGCGUCCCAGAUUACUCUUUUUCUACAUUAGUAUUCAUAUUUAUUUCAAAAUAGUCUCUCAAGGUUUUUGGGCCUUUUUAUACACUUCUUCAUCUCUAAAUAGGGUGUCAUUCAUCCUCCAUCUGAAGGAGCCAGUUGAUGUUAGUUUCAACUCCAUCCUUACUGCAUUAUGGUCGGAGCAGGUUUUUGGGCAGAUUUCCACUUUCUUUAUCUUUGGUGCCAUUCCUCUAGUUACCCAUAUUUGGUCAAUUCUAGUCCAUGUCAUCUUAGCUUCAGAAAAGAAGGUUCCCUCUCUUCCCAAGGGGUUCUUUGUUCUCCAAGUGUCCACUAAAUCAAAAUUGUCUAUCAUCUCAAAAAUGUUUUCGGUAGUCUACCAUCCUUGGUAACUACCUGUCUUUGUGCCUUAUCCAUGUUUGUAGAUACUACUCCAUUCAUGUCCCCCAUCAAAAUCAGAUUGUAAUCCAAAUAAUCCAAUAAGGUCUCAUGCAACUUUUUAAAGAAUUCAGAUUUCCCCUCAUUCGGUGCAUAAAUUCCUACUAUCAAAAAUUUCUCUCCUUGAACUUGGAUUUCAAUUGCCAAAAAUCUUCCUUGGUCAUCUUUAAAAAUUAAUUUCGGUGAUAGUCUCUCCUUUGCAUAUAUCACAACUCCUCUUUUUUUGACUUUGUCAGAUGAGAUAAACUCCUGUCCCAAUCUCUUAUUAAUCAGUAGUUUCCUGUGUAACCUUGUUACAUGUGUUUCUUGUAGACAAAUCAAGUCCAAUUGUUCCUUUUUAGUAAAUGAAAAACACUUUUUCUCUUUCGAGGAGAGUUCAAACCAUUACAAUUCCAACUUAACAGUUGCAGAGCCAUGAUGGGGUUACUUCGCUUUACCUCCAACUGCGCCAAGUGUCUGUUCUUGUUCUGUCAGUGGUGUCUCUUUCUCUGGACCAUGCAAUCCAAAAGGUAAGUUUGCUAUGUCUAGUAUUCCUUUUUCCAGUGCUUUUGGCUCUUCUCCGGAUUCCACUUCUUUCUGUAGAUCUUCUCCGUGAUCCUUCAGAAACCUAUCUUUGUCAUUGACUGAUCUUAUUUUUAUCUUUCUUCCUUUAUAUUUAAAGGACAGGCCUUGAGGGAAUUCCCACCUAAAGAUGAUUCUGUUUCUUCUCAGCAGGGCAACCAGAUCUCUGUAGUUGAGCCUUAAGUCCAAAAGAUGUUUUGGAAUGUCCUUGAAUAUCUCCACACUUGAGUCGUAAAUUUCCAAAGUCUUUUGGUAAUGCAGAUUCAAAAUUUUGUCUCUCUCCUCUUUUGUUUGAAGGGUAAUCAAGCAGUCUCUCACCUUAUUCCUCCUUCCUCCUCUUCCAAGUCUAAAUGCACUCUCUAUCUUGAUUUCUUCCUUCCCCAAAUCCUGUUGCCAGAAAUCUGUGAAUCCCUGUGUAAGAAAAUCAGCCAAAUUGUCUUUCUCACGUUCUGGUGCAGCCCUGAUUCUUAAAUUUCUUUGUUUCUCUUUCAAUUCAAUCAUAGACAAUGUCAAACCGUGGUCCUCCAGUUGCUUAUAUACCGGUGGUAUCUUCUCUUGAGUGGCAGUUGCUAUAUCUUUUGCUUCUUCAGCUAUCUUUCGAGUCGAAGCAGAUUCCUGUAGUAAUUUUUCAAUAGACUCUGUAUUGGUAUUCACCUUCUGUCCCAAAUUAUUGAUGCUUGUAGUAUUCUGGUCAAUUUUAACUGAUGCUUCAGCUACUUGUUUAUUUGUUUCAGCUACUUGUCUAGCUAAAUUUUCCAAAGAUUCAUUAAUUUUUCCAAGUGCCUGUGCCAAAACGUCUUCGGACGACAUAACUUUUGGUUUAACCUGUGGAGGUGCAGCCCCUGGUAUUCCAGAUGGUCCAGAUGUUGAAGCCCUUCGCUGCAACGCAGUAUCUGUCCGAUAGGGUCUGCCAGACCUAGUAGUUUUUUCCUGCGCCAACUCUAACUUUCCUCUUCCAUCUGCCAUAACACUCUCAUGAGAAUUCAAGGUCGAUCCCACGGCUGAAAAUUUAUUUUGGAAUGGAAAAUUCCUCUAGCCCAGUUGUUAUUGUAGCAAUGUCAAGCUUCCUCUAGGGGGACACAGUAACAGCCAAAGCUUGCAACUUUUAAAAAAGAAAAUAGUCCUUAUAAGUCCCCCAAUUCACAUAAAAACAACAGUUUCAGUUGCACUUAAUCAGUUACUUUAAAACCAGGAGAAGUUCAGAAACACUGUAUCUCUUUUGCAGAGUUAGCUGUCCAAAGUCCUCUGCUUACCGAUAGGCUUUCCACAGAGCGGCAUUCCUUAUCUCGGGGCAGUCCGUUCCCAGGUUUUAGGCGGUGGAUUUUAGCUUCCUUUUCCCCUUUUUUUGCAGAUAAAUACAGUUCAAACCUUUCCCCCCUCCUCUCCUGCAAUCCAGAGGGGAGAUCGCUUUCCAGAUGUUAAGAUUUAAGUCUUUUCUCAAACGUCUUUCCGAGUUUCCGCUUACAGUCUCUUUGCUUUGAUCUAUUUACAAGAAAGGAAGGCAGACUUCCUGUUUAUACCUUCCCGCUUCGGUGCCGAAUUAACUUGUUUUUUCCCUUUAAAUCCAGUUUAAUCCUACUCACGGGUAGUUGCUUUCAAAGUCAAAUUGUCCCAGGAAAAAGUCAGCGCUCUCUGAUAACGGCUAUGCGGCUUCACUCCGCGGGAGAAGCAGUCGACUCUCAGCACCGCGCCGCUCACCCCGUCCCGCUCCGGAGCCCUUAAAAAGGGUCCCUUCGCAACUUGGGGGGGCGCAAAUGGUGCCCGCCGAGUCCCCACGUUCACAGGCUUCGCCCGCCUGUGAUUUUUAAAGGGCCCCCGCUUCGCCGUAGCGGUAAGACCCGAUCCCGCGGAGCUGGUCCCUCAGAGACUCAGAGGGAAUCCGCCAUUAUCGAUGGCGCCAACCCGGAAGUCCUCCCUCCCCUCCCCAUUUCCACCCCACAGUGUUGUUUGCUAAAAUGCAUUCUAAUUUUUUAAAGUUUGCUUUAUUGUUUUCUUAUAGAAUUGUUAUAGAAUUGUAGAGUUGGAAGGGACCCUAGUCCAGGCGCCUGCCAUGUAGAAAUCCCAGCUAAAAUGGCAAAGCGAGAAGCAGUAGUAGAACCAAAGUCCAACUUUCCACGGCUUCCAAAGAUGUGAGGUCAGAUUGCAUCCCUUAAGUCGUGCCAACAUGCAUUCUGUCCACCUUUAGCAAGGAGAAGCUGUGCCCAUGAGCAGAGCCUUCUCUGCAGAGACCCCCAGCAAGAAGGGCUGCCUUAUCCAUUCCCUGACAGGUGUCUUUCGACACAGCCAAGGCCAGACAACUAUGGGCUUGCGGUGCAUUUCGGGGGACUCUCAUGCAUUUUGGAAAUGCUGCACUCCCCCCCCCCCCCGGCAAUACUUUGGCCGUCACUAGUGUGCUGGGUCCUCCCUAGCUAGCUGCCUCUUGCUGAGCCAGACCAAGCACCUCUGGGCACUUCUUGUGCUAAAACUGCCACCUGUGGGGCCCCUGAGCCAGCCCUCCCCUCCCUGCAGUGUGGGCCACAAAGCUGAUGUGGAAUUUUGUCUUGCAGUGGUGCUGACGAUCUCCUUCCCAUCCUUUCCUACGUGGUCCUCAAGAGCAACCUGCCUCAGCUGGUCUCGGAGUGUGCUGCGCUGGAGGAGUUCAUCCACGAAGGGUAGGCAGCAGGGAAGAAGCGCCUCUGUCGGCCGCUGUGACAAGCAGGGCCAACCUCUCUCUUGAAGAGAAAGCAGGCAGGCAAGCAUAUCAAAAGCAUAUCCCAGUUGAAACCUGCACUUAAAUCUUAAGAACAAGAGGCCAAGUUUGGAGCUCUCCUGGAGAAAAUCCCUGUUGGAACUUUCUGCAGCAGGCUUUGUAACCAGAAAACAUCUGGUUUGGGGUGUAAUUUAAUGGUUGACUGAUUCAGAAGUCAUGUCUGUUCCUGUAUGUUUUUAGGUACUAAAUGCAUACUCUGCAAGCCUUAUCGCAAGUCAGACUACUGGUCCAGCUAGCUCAGUGUUGUCUGCACAGACUGGCAGGGCAGUUCUCUACAGGUUUCAGAUCAUGCGUGUGUGUAUAAUAUUUUCUCAGCCCAUCCUGCAGAUGUUGAGGACUAAAGCUGCACGCAGAGCGAGUGCUCAGCCACUGAGAAUAGUUGAGGGCAUUUCCUGCCACAGAAGCUCCUAGUCACCGGGCAUAGUUCUGUCCCCCAUUCCCUGGGUGGUUUGGGAUGGAUUCCUUUGCUGCAGAGGAGAUCUAGUGCCUCACUCCAUCCCCUUCUCCAAAUCUCUGGAGCCAUGAGUCUUCACCCACAGGCCCACCCAAGGCAAUACAAUCUGGCUGGCGACAGACACAGACACCAUUGCCUAAAUCUGGCCGAGUCUAGCUCUGCCCACCCACAAUCUCCGUGCCGCCCGCCUCCGCAUGGGAAGGAGUCCCUCCACCACCACCUCAGGCUGUCGGCUCUGCUUACACGGCCUGCCAGCUCUGGAGUCUGAGCAAGACGCAGCCAGCAUGUGGGUGAAGCAGCCAAGGCAUAAUCAGACUGGACAGGCGCAUGGGGAUCGCGGCUCGGCUGUUUUGACUGGGAAAUGUCCCCAUUUCGAGCCCAGAGGCCUCCACAGAUAACCCAGAAGCUGCCUAGUGGCCCGGUCACAGCCAGGCAUGCAGCCAAUUGCAAACUCCAAAAAGCUCUCGUUGUUUUUCUAACUUCUCUGUUUUCAGUAGAUACUUCUGUGACUUGUUUUUUGUCCCUGGAGGGACUCAAAGCCUUCCUAGCUGAGCUUGUUCAUUAUCUGAUUGACUGUCUUUUUGGUUUAUGCUGCUUUGUCUCAAAAGACUGCAGGGAUGAGUGCUGAGAACAGCACCCAGCCAGCAUAACUUUACAGCCAUCCUCUCAUUUCUGCUUUGUUUAGGCUUUGAACAUUUGCCCUGAGUGCAGAAGAGAUCUGGGUGACUCCAAAGCUUGCUCCAAGCAUCUUAAUUAUGAAUCCACCUUUUUUUCUUCUUAAAAAAGCUUUGCUCUUUCCUGCUGCCUUCAGUAGACGCGUCUUGAAGGUGGCUGAGACUGUUCAUCGUACCCUGUCCUGCAGUGGCCAGUCAGAUGUCCCCAUAGGAAGCCCACACAGAGGAGAGAAAGGAGGACAGUUGGCCUUCUUCCCUGAGCAUUUCCAGCAUUCAGAGCCAGACUGCCUCUGAACCUGGAGGCUCCACCUGGCCACUGGGGUUGACACAGCAUCCUCCAUGAAAUUGGGCAGUACAUUCAGGACAGACAAAAGAAAGUACCUCUCCAUGCAGUGCAUGGUUAUAUUUGCUCCCACAUGAGGCAGUGAUGGCCACCAAGUUGUGGGGCUCCAAAAGAGGAAUAGACCAAUUCAUAAAGGAUGCGGCUACUCCACACAAUGGCUAUCCUCUUCCUCCACUGUCAGAGCCUUCUGCCUCUGAAUGCCAGUUGCCAAAACCUCAGGAGAGGAGAGGACUGCUGUGCUCAGGUUCAGGUUGCAGGCUUCCCAUUGGGUCGCCUGGGGGUCACUGUGAGAACAGGAUGCUGAACCCGAUGUGCCAUUGGCCUGAUCCAGCAACAAGGCUCUUUUUUGUUGUUGUCGACACUUUCAUUGUCUUUCCUCAUAUUACCUUAUUUAGUCAAGAAACGCAACAGACUGCAACAAGAAUAUAAAACCAAAACAUGCAUAGUUUGGUUCUCUUCAUAUGUUCAUUUAAAGUCGCCCAAUUCCAUACAUUAAUGCAGGGUUCUUGCCCGUCUUGAGUUCCAAUAUGAUGGGGGAGAAAAAAAUUAUAUCUCCUUUUCUUGCUUGCAUACCCUCUCCUACAGGUGUUGCCUGUUGGCUUUAAGGCCCUGAGAGUUUCAGCUUCUCCAGCCACUCACUUGGACAUUGCCAUCUGCCUGAUGUCUCUCCCUGCAGAUACUGAGCAGAUGUUUCUCUGACACUCUCGUUUCCUUGCCAGGUAUCUGAUUGGCGAGGAGGGGUACUGCCUGACCUCCCUGCAGAGCGCCCUCUCCUACGUGGAAUCCCUUCGCCGUCCCAUCCUGCAGAAGUAGCUGAGCUCUGCCAUGGGGUGCCAAGGCGACGGCCUCCCCCUCUUUCCUUCUCCCUUGGGUGGGGACACUCCUGCCCCCCUCCUCCAGUCUGCGAGGUGACAGCUUGCGGUGUUCUCCAGAGGGGCCCCCCUUCCCCCCCUGCCUGCAGAAGACAAACCUGCUGAGGAGGAGGAGGCCUCCUGCCCCUCCCUGGACUCUGUGCAAUAUUGGCAGGGGACAUCUUCACAGCCAUUGUAUUAGCCUGAAAUGUUGGAAGGGGGUCCCUGCCUUGCAGCGUGGACUGGGUGUGAGAAGGGGGUGGUAUCUGACACUACCCUGGCUUUGGGGGAGGUGCCUCUCCUGAGCCUCGAUUUGCUGCUGACUCUCUGCUUGGAUGCACUGGGGGGGACAACGAGAAUCAGGCUGUUUCCUUCUCCUAUUUCCCUUGGCUAAGGAGAAUCCUCUGUCCCUGUCCCUCCCCUGAUCCAUUGUAUUUGCUGCUGGGUCCAAGGAAGUCAAGCCCCUCUGCCCAUCAUAAUGCGGGAACUCCUUUUAGCGUCUGCAAGAGAUGUGAUGGGCAUCUCCUGCCACCACUGCCACCACCACCUGGCCUGCAUGCUCCCUCUUGCGUCCUUGCUUUUGCUACAUGGGUGGUCUGCGGGUGGGAAUCAGGAAAAAGGGGGCAGGGGGCAGAGAUCCUGCUGGGAUUCAUACUGUGAGGUAAGAGAGGGGAGUCUGAUGUGUGUGUGUGUGUGUGAGAGAGAGGCGUAUGGAUGUUACGUGCAUGUAUGCUUGGUGAAGCAGGGUAAGACUGGUUCUUAUCCACUCCCACUCACUGAACUCAUGGGAUCGGUGCAGUUUUUAGAGGCUGUUUGCACUGCCUCCCAAGUGCAUGGAUUUCAGAAAGGAGUGACUGCGUGUGUGAGAGAGUUUGUGUGUGCAUGUGUCAGAAUUUGCACGAUCUACUGAAGAUAAGCUUUGGGCCAGAGUGGAAGCAAAGCCCUGGACCAUGAGCAUUUUGAGGCCUCUGGAUGAAUUUGCACAAAGCCCCUGCAGGUGUGUUGCCUGAGUUGCAGUUGAGCCACGCACUGGCAGGACUUCCCUCCGCUACGUUUUCUGGAUGAGUCAAACGGGACUUUGGGAAGGGAGGCCCUGUGAUACCUGCCUGAGCCACACCUGCGCUGUAAGCCCUUCCAAGCUGGGGGGAGGUUUCGAAGAGCAGAAUGGGGAGCAACGGGUCUGAUGGGGGUGAUCUUCCUCCUCCCUCCUACUGUUAUUAUUAUUGUGAAUAUUUAUUUAUGAUCACACUCCUCACUCUUUCCUCCAAGGAGCUCAAGCUGGCUUACGUGCUUCUUCCAUGCGAGCCUCACAACAGCCCUGCGAGGUUGGCUAGCCCCUCUGCUGCAAAGACACAUUGGCUGCUGUUAAAGGCAAGGAGCAGCGAACAUUGUAAAGCAACGGGGGCCCAGCUGCUGCUGUUCAUGCUCAGAGCUGCCUCCUCUUGCAGUGCCCCUGCCUGGCCAGCCAUGACUCCUCAAGCCCAAAUUGCUGGUUCCUUCCCUUUCCACUUGUCCAGCUUUGCUCUUGGUGGGCUGUAAUAAACACACUGUCUUCUGGCUGCUCA
Molecule: messenger RNA, 30441 nt
Organism: Podarcis lilfordi (Lilford's wall lizard)
Lineage: Eukaryota; Metazoa; Chordata; Lepidosauria; Squamata; Lacertidae
Source: the annotation of a GenBank genome assembly